AUGAGUAAAGCCGAUGUAGUAAAUGAAAUUCAUAGAAAUGCUAGGGUGAAUUUCCCACGUAGAAAUGUUAUUACGAAAGAUAUAGAUGAUUUAUGGCAAGCAGACUUAAUUGAUGUGCAAUCAGUUUCUAAGGAAAACAAAAACUUCAGAUUUAUUCUUACCGUUAUUGAUACAUUUUCGAAAUACGCUUGGGCUUUUCCAAUUAAGACUAAAAGUAAAGAGGACGUAUGCUAUAAUUUUAUGAAGCUCCUAAAAAUACGUGUACCCAAAAAUCUGCAAACCGACAAUGGAACAGAAUUUUAUAAUGAUAAGUUUAAAAAAAUUAUGAGAUCUUAUAAUAUUAAUCAUCACUCAACCUUUUCAACAAAGAAGGCUUCCAUAGUUGAACAAUUUAUUCGAACUUUUAAAUCUAAAUUGUAUAAAGCAUUUAGUUUACAGGGUAGUUAUAACUGGAUAGGCGAUACUCUUAAUAAUGUUAUUUACGAAUACAAUCACACUUAUCAUCGAACUAUUGGUGAAAUUCCAGCCAAUGUUAAUAAUAAAAGUAAAAAACGAAUACUACAGAGAUACCUUAAAUUGGUAAAGAAUGAUAAUGUAAAACGUAAGUUUAAAGUAGGUGAUUAUAACACAAUUCCAACCACUUACUUAAUUGAAGAUACAAUUAGAGGUCAACAAAUUUUAGGAGGAUUUUAUGCGCAAGAGCUACAAAAGACCAAAAAUCCAAACAUAUAUUUAGUCGAAAAAGUUUUAAGAAAGAAAGGAAAUAAAGUUUUAGUAAAAUGGCUAGGUUUAUCUUCUAGUGAAAACAGUUGGAUCGAUAAGUCAAAUAUAUUAUAA
Messenger RNA from Parnassius mnemosyne (clouded apollo), 837 nucleotides. NCBI's taxonomy places the organism in Eukaryota, Metazoa, Arthropoda, Insecta, Lepidoptera, Papilionidae. The record is from the annotation of a GenBank genome assembly.